AUGCCAUCUUACAACACGCAAAGCCAAGCCACCUUACAAAGCCAAGCCAAGCCACCUUACAAAGCCAAGCCUAGCCACCUUACAACACGCAAAGCCAUGCCACCUUACAACACACAAAGCCAAGCCACCUUACAAAGCCAAGCCAAGCCACCUUACAACGCGCAAAGCCAAGCCACCUUCCAAGCCACCUUACAACACGCAAAUCCAAGCCACCUUACAAAGCCAAGCCAAGCCACCUUACAACACGCAAAGCCAAGCCACCUUACAACACGCAAAGCCAAGCCACCUUACAACACGCAGCCACCUUACAAGCCAAACCUUACAACACGCAAAGGCAAGCCACCUUACAACACGCAAAGCCAAGCCACCUUACAACAUGCAAAGCCAAGCCACCUUAUAACACGCAAAGCCAAGCCACCUUACAACACGCAAAGCCAAGCCACCUUACAACACGCAAAGCCAAGCCACCUUACAACACGCAAAGCCAAGCCACCUUACAACACGCAAAGCCAAGCCACCUUACAACACGCAAAGCCAAGCCACCUUACAACACGCAAACCAAGCCACCUUACAACACGCAAAGCCAAGCCACCUUACAACACGCAAAGCCAAGCCACCUUACAACACGCAAAGCCAAACCACCUUACAACACGCAAACCCAAGCCACCUUACAACACGCAAAGCCAAGCCACCUUACAACACGCAAAGCCAAACCACCUUACAACACGCAAAGCCAAGCCACCUUACAACACGCAAAGCCAAGCCACCUUACAACACGCUAAGCCAAGCCACCUUACAACACGCAAAGCCAAGCCACCUUACAACACGCAAAGCCAAGCCACCUUACAACAUGCAAAGCCAAGCCACCUUAUAACACGCAAAGCCAAGCCACCUUACAACACGCAAAGCCACCUUACAACACGCAAAGCCACCUUACAACAAGCCAAGCCAAGCCACCUUACAACACGCCAAGCCAAGCCACCUUACAACAGCCAAGCCACCUUACACAAGCCACCCACAACAGCCAAGCCACCUUACAACACGCAAAGCCAAGCCACCUUACAACACGCAAAGCCAAGCCACCUUACAACACGCAAAGCCAAGCCACCUUGUAACACGCAAAGCCAAGCCACCUUACAACACGCAAAGCCAAGCCACCUUACAACACGCAAAGCCAAGCCACCUUACAACACGCAAAGCCAAGCCACCUUACAAAGCCAAGCCAAGCCACCUUACAACACACAAAGCCAAGCCACCUUGUAA
Molecule: messenger RNA, 1263 nt
Organism: Portunus trituberculatus (swimming crab)
Lineage: Eukaryota; Metazoa; Arthropoda; Malacostraca; Decapoda; Portunidae
Product: adhesive plaque matrix protein-like
Exons: 2
Coding region: 1-1263 (420 amino acids)
Source: RefSeq, a predicted model, not a curated record